CGCAGCGGAGCUCCGGACGCACCUGAACAGUGAGAGCGAGCGAGAGUGACCAUCAGAGAGCAGGAAACAGCCUCCAACCUGCUCACGGCCACACACACUCCUCUGCAAACAUCUGCCACGUCGUCUGUGGCACAGAGAGGAGCAGUCUGACGGAGUCUUCACUGCUGUGGAGUUCCAUGCCUACCUCUCUCGCUUCUACCACGCACAGCACUGUUUGGCGUUUAACCGCGAGACGUUUUUAAGGCGACUUUCUUUAAAACUCCGCGUGACAUGUGAGUGCUACAAAUGGAGCUCAGAGUGAAUUGUUCGACGAUGUCCCAGAGCAUCUGCGCGGAAAACUUAAAGACAUGCUGCAGAUCCACAGUUGUGAGCGCGUGAGCGAGCCGAAGCAGAUGGACACAACAACACAGUGGAGUCGUGCUUUGUUGCUGAAUGGGUGACAAACUACCAGUCACCUCACAAACCUUGUGAAGCUUUCUUCCAUCGCACCGUGCAGAACAGGGUCUACCCAGCAGAGACGCAGGGAUGUACCAGGAAGUGGCAUUCCUAGCUGGGAGCACUGAGCACCAGUUCACUCCCUAUCGCUUCAAUCGUGUGGAAAACCCGCUGGAGGUCACCUCCAAGAAGGGUCUGUUCUACAAGCGAGCCCAGCUUUUACUUCAGCCCCAGCCUCGGCAGCAGGAUGGAGAUGAGAUCGGCCUGGCCGAUGGGGCAGCCAUUAUCAAUGUAGGUGGCAUCAAGUACCGCAUUCCCUGGUCCACGUUGGAUGAGUUCCCCCUGACACGACUGGGCAAACUGCGCAGCUGUAGCAACGAGGCCGAGAUCAUGGAUGUGUGCGACGACUAUGACGGCAGUCGAAAUGAGUAUUUCUUCGACAGAAGCCCGUCUGCUUUCCGCACCAUUGUCACUUUCUUGGCAGCAGGAAAAUUACGGCUGCUGAGGGAGAUGUGCGCCCUGUCUUUCCAGGAGGAGCUGCUGUACUGGGGGGUGGAGGAGAACAACCUGGACUGGUGCUGCCUAAGGAAGCUGCGGCUCAGGCAGGAGGAGUACAAGGAGCAGCAGAGGCUAGAGGAGGAGGAGGCCGAGCUCACCUCUCCGCAUUCCUGUGAAGAAAGCCAGCAGCUUCCUGGAGUGAUGGUGCAGGAGGAGACCCGUACAGGAGGGUGCAUGCGAAGACUGCGGGACAUGGUGGAGAAUCCCCACUCUGGACUGCCAGGGAAGAUCUUCGCCUGUCUGUCAGUGAUAUUUGUAGCAAUCACUGCUGUGACGCUGUGUGUCAGCACCAUGCCUGACCUCAGAGAGGAGGAGGAGAGGGGUGAGUGCUCCCAGAGGUGCUACAACAUCUUUGUGCUGGAGACGGUGUGUGUUGCCUGGUUCUCACUGGAGUUCCUCCUGCGCUUUAUCCAGACACAGAGCAAGUGUAUGUUUCUUCGUACUCCUCUAAACGUCAUUGAUGUGGUGGCCAUUCUCCCUUACUACAUCACUCUCAUUGUGGACUCUCUGUCAGUGGGAGGGAAACCUACCGGUUCUGGGAACAACUACCUGGAAAAGGUGGGGUUGGUUCUCCGAGUCCUGAGAGCUCUACGGAUCUUUUAUGUGAUGAGGUUGGCUCGUCACUCCUUAGGCCUGCAGACACUGGGUUUGACGGUGAGAAGGUGUACACGUGAGUUUGGACUGUUGCUGCUGUUCCUUUGUGUGGCCAUGGCUCUUUUCGCCCCAUUGGUGUUUUUGGCUGAGAGCGAGAUGGGAGCCAAGCAGGAGUUCACAAGCAUCCCAGGUAGCUACUGGUGGGCUGUAAUCUCCAUGACGACAGUGGGAUAUGGAGACAUGGUGCCUAGGAGCAUCCCCGGCCAGGUCGUGGCCCUCAGCAGCAUCCUGAGCGGCAUCCUUCUCAUGGCCUUCCCCGUCACCUCCAUCUUUCACACCUUCUCUCGCUCGUACUUGGAGCUGAAGGAGGAACAGAGCCGGGCGUUGAGGCAGAAGUUGGACUCGCAGGACAGCACCAAGUCCCAGAACAGUGAAGACUCUCAGGAGACUGACAGCUACCACGGCAUCACAGAGGCCACAGCCUCAUCCAUACAGCGGAGGAAGGCGAUGGCUGCACAGAGGGCUGCUGAAAUUAGAGCCACCACGCGAACGUAGCUGAUCUCUCCGUCUGUGUCAAGUAACAGCCUGGGAGGCUGUGACACUGAGCACCAGGACUUCAAAGUUGACAAGCUGCAGGAUUGUGAGCAGGGAGGAGAUUUUCCUCUCCGGAGCUUGAGGUCUCUACUUUGAUCAUGUAAAGCGCCUGUGCACCAGAGUGUGUCUGAAUAUGUUAAGUUUUACAGAGGAAAUACAGGAGUCUGUUUUGCUCCCAAAUUUGACUUGAAAACACAAGUGAUGGAGGAUGUUUGUGUUAAAACAACUGAAUUAAUAUUAGAUUCAAAACCUCUCACUGACUGCAGUUCAGAGUUGAGUAAGUAUGUGCAAAGGGAAUUUUAAUUCUCACAGUAUUCAGUCUUUAACUUCACAAUAAAACUUCCUCUUGUAGCUGCAUUUUAGAGGAUUUUCUGAAAAGAAAAUGCAAGACAUAAAGUUUAAUAAUACAAUGUAACAUCAUCUCCAUUUAUUUCUGCAUCUUAUUCUAAGUCAGUGGUUAAAAAUGUUAAAAUUAAGUUAUCUGCUUGUUAUGAUUCUCAUUUUUGCACUUUUUCUUACUUUUUGUUUAACGUCUACACAGUGGAACUUAGGCAUGGUUUCAUUUUUGUGUCAUAUUUUUCCUGCACAAAGCAAUAAGAAUAAUUUAUACAAUAAAACAAAUAUAAUCUCACAGGGGAUUCACAAAACAUGCACUGACAGCCAAGCCUCCCCUACCCACCGUGGUAUGUUGAUGAAUAGUGUUUGAUCUUUAAUUGGGUAUCGCAUGCCAGGUAAUUUGCAUAGGGAAAUCCCCAAAUAAACCCAUUUAAGGGGAGCACGGUCAAUUUAUAGGUGCAAACCAAAAAGCCACUGACAUCAGGCAGUUAAACUCACAUUUAAUAGUAAAGAUAAUGCACCACUGAGCAAUGAUGACUUAAUUAAAAUGUGCAAAUGUUCAAAGGUAAAUGUGCAUACUCGUGGAAAUUGUAUAAUCCUAACACUUACCAUUAAGCUGCCUACGUUUAGCAGCACCUUCAUAAAAAUUCAGGGGUCUUGUUCAUCACAUAUUAUUCAGAUAAUGAUAGAAUUUCAUUUUUUUUUUUUCUGUCAGCUGAAAAAAAAAUAAUUUAAGACAGGGCCUUGAUUGGGCCCUAUGCUGCCUAUUGUUCCAUAUAAUCUCUAGACUACUUUCAGUCCUUUAAUCAGUGUUGGGUGACUUUUAAACAUUACUUUACAAGAACCCUGCCAUUAGAAAAUAACAUGUUAAAGCACUUCUGCAUUACCAAAAAUCUGAACCCUUUAACGUGUCAUUCACAUUAAACAGGAAGUAUGUCUGCCUGUGAAUGUACUGACUAUUGUCACUCUAUAGCCUAGAUUGUGAGUCAUUAUCUGUAACACCAACAAUAUGAGAUCAAACUGGGAAAAGGUGUGUACUGUAGUGUUAUGUGCAGCUGUUUCAAUGAAAACAAUACAACACCGGCUCUUGAACUCUACUAUACAUGUCGUGUCUUUCUUUGCCUUUUUUGUCUGACAAUACUACAGAAUGUGGAUAUUUCCUGUUAUAAUCCUGUCCUC
Messenger RNA from Cheilinus undulatus (humphead wrasse), 3696 nucleotides. RefSeq names its product potassium voltage-gated channel, subfamily G, member 2 (gene kcng2). Gene Ontology annotation, molecular function: voltage-gated potassium channel activity. The coding region runs from base 526 to 2142 and encodes 538 amino acids. Gene Ontology annotation, biological process: potassium ion transmembrane transport; protein homooligomerization. Gene Ontology annotation, cellular component: membrane; voltage-gated potassium channel complex. The transcript is spliced from 3 exons. NCBI's taxonomy places the organism in Eukaryota, Metazoa, Chordata, Actinopteri, Labriformes, Labridae. The record is from RefSeq and is a predicted model, not a curated record.